UGUGGGAUACUGGAGGGUUCGGACCUGGCCCUCCGGACGGCGGAGUGUUGUUGGCGGAAGGGAAGAGGCGACAGUAACGGGUAGGAGGAGGGACAGCGGGGGCCGAUGGAUCGGACAGCCGGAGCCAAGAGGCGAGGGCCCGGCGGGGGAGGCCUGAGCUCCAACUCCCGGUCCCUUUCGUCCAACAGCCUGCCGGUUGCCGGCGGGGCCUCCCCGAAGCCCAGUCCCGCUAGCUCGCGGCGCAGGAGGCAGCCUCCUCGGCCCGCCGACUACAAGCUGCAGGUCAUCAUCAUCGGCAGCCGGGGAGUUGGCAAGACCAGCCUGAUGGAACGCUUCACAGACGACACCUUCAGCGAGGCCUGCAAAUCCACUGUCGGUGUUGAUUUUAAAAUCAAAACAAUAGAACUAAGAGGGAAGAAAAUUAGAUUACAAAUCUGGGAUACUGCAGGGCAGGAGAGGUUCAACAGCAUUACUUCAGCAUAUUAUAGGAGUGCCAAGGGAAUUAUCUUAGUGUAUGACAUUACUAAAAAAGAAACUUUUGAAGAUGUACCAAAAUGGAUGAAAAUGAUUGAUAAGUAUGCUUCAGAAGAUGCAGAGUUGCUAUUAGUGGGAAAUAAGUUGGACUGUGAAGUUGAUCGAGCAAUCUCUCGUCAACAGGGAGAAAAGUUUGCCCUGCAGGUAACUGGGAUGCGUUUUUGUGAAGCCAGUGCAAAGGACAACUAUAAUGUCAAUGAGAUCUUUAUGAAGCUUGUGGAUGACAUCCUAAAUAAGUUGCCCGAUGUACCCAGACGAGAAUUAUCAAACAGCAUUUUAUCACUGCAACCAGAGCCUGAAAUUCCUCCAGAACUGCCACCGCUUCGACAGAACGUUCGCUGCUGCUGACCAGUGCUUCUGUGCUCCCACUACUCUGCCAUACUAAGCUCGUACCCAUGUCUGUGCGUUGCUGUAAUACAAUCAGCCUCGCCAUUGUCAUCGUUGCACUUUGUAGGAAUGACCAGACAAGAGCUCAAGACUAAUUUUGUCUACGUGUGAGAUUUUUAAAAUGGUAUAGGAUCAAAUGACACUGUUCAGAAUAACUGCACAUUUUUUUAAAAAAUCCUCUGAUCUCUGGCAAAGUUGAUGUUUUCUAUUCUAGUACUGUAUUUAUUGUUGGUGUGCAGUACCACGUGUUUAUAAUGAGUUUGAAAGGGACAAGUUUUGGUACUCCCAAGAAAAGCAAUCCACUGAACAUGGCUGUCUAAUCACUAGUACAAGGCUGCCAUUGUCCACAGUACCUUAGUAUUAACACUCCCUUUCUUUCCUGAAUAGUGCAAGACAUGCACCUUACAGUGGAACUAAUAAAACAGAUUUGGAAUAUAUUUUAGGAGGAGCGCAUCCCAUUAGCCACAUCUUUUAUUUGUCAUUUGAAUGUUGGUACAGAGACUGAUUGAUUUAUAUUCUUUUUCCUCUCUCUCUUUCAGAUGUUGGGAACUAAAAGGUAACACUAACUUGUUAUUUCAGUCAUUCAGAAAAAAAACAUAUAGUAUACAUUACAUUGUAACAUGAAGGAGUUGUUCCCAGUGUGCUGCAAAGAAUAAGUGCACAGUGGCAGAAAGAGGUCGUGCUAUUUUAACUUUAAUUUACUUUGUUUCAAAGACGCAACUCUAUAUUGAAAAGAGCAAAAUUAAAAUUCUCCUUUGGUAGUCAUCAACAAGUUGACUGUUGAGAAAAGACACUAUUUGUGCUCACUUUGGAAGCACUUAUGCUUUAAAAAAACACUAGGGGUGGUGUGGGCUAAGAUUUUAGGUGGAUAUUUUAUAAUGUAUAUGAAAUUUCAAAUGGGCAUUUUAUAGAAGUUGCCUUAUUAAGAUCAAAUGUUUAAAUUUUGGUCUGUUGAGAACUGUUUUGAUUGUGCAAAUGACUGCGCCUCUCACUUGCAUAAUAACAGUGAGCAGCACUCCCUCAUAAUGUUGUUGAGUUUUAAUUUCAGGUGCCAAGCACAUUGUAAAAUGGGUGCAUUUUUACUUAAAGAAAACCCACUUCAGACAUGGCUCGUAAUACGAGCAGCAAAGUAGCUUCCUUACCCAGUAUUGCAGAUUAUUGUAGAAAUAUGUCAAAUAAGAGGACAGUAUUCAUUUUGUUUAUAUUAAUGGUCAAGGAAGUAAUUUUGAUAACUUAAAGAACAUUAUACGUAAUGGAACCUGCAAUAGGACAGAUUCACUUUCCACCUGUAGAGCUAUUGAUUCCAGAUUGUGCAUGAAGACAGUGCUUUACAUAGAGUAUGAAGUAGGUCUUCCAACCCAUUAGUGCAUGUGUUAUUUAAAAAGUGAAGUCUCUUUUGUUGGUGUAGCUGACUUUUUUCAUGGAUUACAGUGUAAGCAUGGUAUGUAAAAUUGUGACCUAUUAAAACUAUAUAUAUAUAUACAUAAACCAUGAAGAUAUUAGAUUUUUUGUUUCCUAACUAAAGAGUAAUUGAUGACAAUUGAAUCCACAGGGCAACGUAAUGUUGCAAGUGUGGGGUUUUGCACUGACCCUUCAGCUUCAUAUAGGAUGCAACUCUUGUCCAUGUGGGGAGAUGCCUGGUUUUACCAGCAGUACAGGUGUGCACUGUUCAAGAUUGUUUCUUGGCUGUUCUAGAGACAGCUGCAUUUUGUUGUCCCUGAGCUCUCAAUUUUAAAGCUAAUUUGGAAGAAUUUUAUUGGUCUCAAAGAUACCUUAAAAUUAAUGCUGAUUUUGGGUUGCAUUUUAUAUCUUGUGAGCCAUACUUUAAAACUUUGGCCCUUCUUUCCAUCUGUUCCUUUGAAACAAAUUUGCCAUGGCUUCAACUUUUUGAAGCUAUGGUAAAAACACUAUUUCUGUCCUUGAGCCUCAGAAUUUAGCUCCAUUAAUUCAGCUUCAAUAGUAAUUGGUUUGUAAAUUAUUGUACCCAUGGUGUGUUACAUAUCGAACACUCGAAAUAUUGACCUUCCUUUCCCUGGAUAAAUACUAAGAUAUUUGAGAUUCAAGGUGCAAACUUAAUAUAGAUCUUUCCUUGAAUCAAGUAUCACAUUGUUUACAAAUCUUCCAAGCCUUUGCCAUGAUGAAUUGUUUGUUAAAAGUACCUUUUCUUUUAAAGAGGGCGAGAAAAGCCAACUAUGCUUUUUAAUUGAGUUUUAUUGUGGGGGAAAAUAUUACUAAACUUGAAGUGACUUUUUUUAAUUAGUGCUGAUUGUCAGCCUUUUUGCCCACAUCACCCCACUCCACCUGAACCUGUAUUGAAUGCAAUCUUUAAGUUUAGACUAACUGAACAUGAGAAAAGGCAAUAAUGUGCUGUAUAUUGUGAAUUUCCCACAAAAGAAUGUUAUUUUUCUUUAGAGCUAGAGCAGAUAUACAGUCUUUUUCCAAUCCCCAACCAAGCGUGCUAACUUUAAAGAAAUAACUAUGACUCAAAUCCCAUGUCAUUCCCCCUUGUCUCAUAAAGGAAGAAAUCAUGUAUUUUCAUUUGUAACAGCAGAGCAGUAAUUCGAAAUGCUGUGUAUGUCAAAACUCUGUUAACUACCACUGGGUUACACUAAUGAACAAUUCACUGGCCAAGUUCUAGGGGGGAAAAAAAGAUCAUUUUGUCUUUUUCUUAAAAAUAAACUGGAAAAGUAUGAACAAAAUGAAGUUAGAUGCAGCCAUGAAGAGAAGGAAGUGACUGCUGCAUAGUGUUUGUGGAUCCUAGUUUAGUAGAAUAUGAAGCACUUAUUUCAAAACCACAGGUUGUAAGGUAUAAGCCUACUGAUUUGAAUUUAGAAAGCAUCUUGAUAUAAUUAGAGUUCAGUGAUGUUUUGUUCUUUCUUGGAAGUUAGAUAUGGUAACGAUGUUUGUGUUGAUAGUUGUAACAUGAUUUUUUUUAUAUUUAUAUACUCAUGAACUUUAUAUUACACGCAAAAUGCUUUCCUUGCCCAUUGAAGGUAUUUAAAUAAAUUGUUUUUUUUAAUCCACAUCAACAACAACAUGAUGAAAAUUGGAGGGAAUAUUCUGUAGUUGCAGUCCCUUGAGCAUAAUUAGCUUUUCCUUAUGUAAGUUGGCUCAAAGCUUUUAAACAAAAUUGUAUUUAAUGUUUCCAUUUGGAAAAAAUAAAUCUAUAUUGCCAUCAGCAUUUGUGGAAAUGUACUGUGCUUAGCCCAUUAUUAACCCAGUCGUUGGAAAAGUUUUGCAGACAGAUGUGCAAAAAAGCAAAUAAGAAUGUGUUAAGAAUAACCAAGCACUAUGUCCAACCAAGAUGCAUUCACUGGAAAAGUAAAUUGAAAGGUGACAUACACAUUCCAUUCUCCACCCUUGCAUGCUCAAAGUCCAAAAUGUUUUAAUCACCAGAUUCUGAAGAAAGGAACCCAGAACAUGUUUGAAUGCAGUAUCGCAGGGCACCUGCCCAGGCAUGAUAUUGCAUUUUCUAAUUUGUAUUUUACCAGAUUGACUUUCUUAAUUUGGCAGUGCUGGUCUGGAUAAUUUGUCAGGCUUUUGAGAAAGUCAAAUAGCUUUUGAAAUAAAGCAUAUCAAAUAUUCAGUCCUGUGCAUAGUGUCUCUUAUACAGCUUGAUAUUAUGGUUCCAUGGGGAAACCAUUAACCAAAAUAAUCAAAUUUACUGAAUGACCAUGUUUCAAAUUUUGUCAUUUUUAUUUUAGCUCAAACCAGAGCCAAGGUAAGUUAUAUAUGAAUCAAUGAAUAAAAGUAUACAACGUGUUUCACUGUAAAUAAUUGGUCCAGCAGAGGCAUUUUUUGUAACAACAAGCCUUCGCACCACUCCUUACUGGAAUGUGGGCACAUGCAGCUACUCAUUUCUACAAUUUGUUGUUGAUUAUUCGUAUGGGAUAAGUCAAUAGUGCUUUUGAAUUUCAUGUACACAACUAUCAUAAGGUUCUAUGAAUCUUUUUUUCCUUGGGUCACAACAGUACUGGUGGUACAGGUUUCCGGAGUUUUGUUUAGCCAACCAACCACUGAUAGAAUGACAUAGGUAUAGGCAUUGGGUGGAGAGCUGUGAGAUGUUAAAAGAAAGUUAAAUUUGAUGUGGUUUAGAUGGGCUUUAAGCAUGGUUUUUGAGGCCCCUCAUGGUAGACUGGUCAAAGGUAAGAGCCCGUAGGAUUCAAGGCAAAGUGGCAUGUUUGAUCUAAAAUUGGUUGAGUCAGAAAGCAGAGGGUGAUGGUUGAGGGAUAUUUCUGUGACUGGAAGUCAGCUUCCAGUGGAGUUCCAGAGGGUGAUGGUUGAUGGAUAUUUCUGUGACUGGAAGUCAGCUUCCAGUGGAGUUCCAGAGGGCUUGUUGCUGGGCCCCUUGUUGUUUGUGUCCGUUAAUGAUUUGGAAGUAGAUGACUGGGUAUGACCAAGCAGUGUGUGGAUGCACAAAAAGUGGUAGGGUGCAAAAUAGCACAAACUGCAGGAGGAAAAUCAGUGGAUUUGCCAGGCGUCUAGAGAAGUCGCAAAUGGAAUUCAACUUGUAAGUUGUGAGGGAAUGCAUUUGGGGAGGACUAAUAGGCAAGGGGUUACAAUGCAAAUGGUGGGACUCUGGAAAUUACUGAAAAUCAGAAGGACCUUGGUGUUAUAUUCACAGAUCCCUGAAAGUAGCAGGGCUAAGGUAGAAAAAGUAUGUAAGGAAGCUUAUGGAAUAUUUGCCUUUAUUAACUGAGACGUAGAGUAGAAGAGCUGGUUAUGCUGGAGCAGUAUAAAAAGUAUGUUAGAGUCACACUUAGUGUACAGUGUUCAGUCUGGCCACCACAUGAUAUGAAAAAUGUGAUUGCGUUAGAGAGUGUGUAGGGGGGAUUUACAAAUAUACUGCCUGGGCUGGAGGGACUGAACUAUAAAAUAAAAAUGGACAGGGUGGGUUGUUUUCCUUGGAGCAGCAAAGGUUGAGAGGGGACCCAAUUACAAUAGGUAUGGAUAGGAUGGAUCAUGAUACACUUCUUUACAAUUUGUAGAGGGAUUAACAACCAGAGUGCUCAGAUUUAAGACAAGAGGUAGAAGGCUAAGAGGAGAGUUUAGAUUUUUAUUCACCCUGAGGGUAGUAGGAGUCUAGAACUCUGCCUGUGAAUGGGUGAGUCAGAAGCUGUUGUAACAUUUCAGUGAUUUUUAACUAUUUGCUGUGCUGCCAUAAUCUCCAGAGCUAUGGAAAAUCAAUUAGUGUAGUCAGAUCUUUGGUAGCCAGUGUGGACUCUUUGGGCUAAAUGAUAUCUUUCUGUACUGUGAAUGUCUGCGAAACACCGAGGUUCAGAUUUUGGCUUGUUCUCUGAAAUCACCCAGCUCUUUAGUAUCUCCAAAUUAUCCACACGGGUUUCAAUGUUUCAGAAGAUUUUGGAUAGAUGGCACCCAAGACCUCUUGUCUUCUUUUCUGCCAAACAGGAAAUUUGCUUCCGGAAAGUGAUUUGCUACUUUUCCUCACAGGAACUAUGUGUUCUUCUUUUGAUCUUUGCUUGCCCGGUCCUUGUGUGCACUAACUGCCUUCAAAUCCUCUGCUGUGACUGCCAGCCCCACAUCUUCUGAUAUUAACAUUUUACCUGUCGGCACUGCCUCCAGGCCGGGGGUCACCAGAUCACAUAGACCAGUAUUUCAUGCUUUCUAUUUUAUCCCUUUAUAGCAGAGAUAAACUCAUAAAAAUCUUUUUACAUUCUCACGUUAAACUUUAUUUUAUUUAAAGAUUAAGUAAUUAAAGAUACCACCUUUGUAACUAAUGGAAUCAUACUGAAUUAUUAAAUGAAUCUGCCUCACAAAAACAAGUGCAUUCACCGUAAGAAGGUUAUAUGGAUCACUAGCAUCCUAUGGGAAAGGGAAUGUCCUAUUCUGGUUUGUUUCAAAUGAGACUUCAGAUCCACAGCAAUGUCUCGUAGUAGACCCAUAAUUGCCCUCUGAGUUAACAUAACAACCGUUCAGUUCUAUAGGCCUUAAAUGCUGCCCCUUUCGGGAUGAUAGUAUCCUGCAAAUGAACAAAACAAAGUGAGGAUGAGGAUUGUUAGCAUUAUGGAUAGAGACAGGGAACGUGUUCAGGUAAGAUUAAAUUAGAUUACCUACAAAGUGGAAACAGGCCCUUCGGCCCAACAAGUCCAUACCGCCCCUUGGAGCAUCCCACCCAGACACCCCUGAACACUAACAUGGCCAACCCACCUAGCCUGCACAUCUUUGGACUGUGGUAGGAAACCGGAGCACCUGGAGGAAACCACGCAGACACGGGGAGAAUGUGCACACUCCACACAGACAGUUACCUGAGGCUGGAAUCAAACCCAGGACCCUGACGCUGUGAGGCUGCAGUGCUAACCACUGAGCCACCAUGCCGCUCCUCCGUGCAGAUCUCCCUGAUCAUCAAGCCAAUUAUGGAAUUAUUUACGAAGCAAGAUCAGGAGCAGAAACAUAUCUGGCAGUGAUGCCAGGACGCUGUACUUUCAUAACUGGGCUGAGGCAUGCAGAUGUUCCCUGGAAUGGGCAAUGUUUCUGAAGACUUUUUUGGAAUUGUGGCUGAAUGGACCAAUAGCUUCAGUACUCUAAAUAUAAAGAUCAUGGAUGCACUAUUAUCGAUGUUCUGUGAAAUUUGACAUACGUGGACUUAUAAAUAGAAAUGCUGCCUUUAGUUCAGAUUACCGAUAUUUGCUUUUUUGUCUGAAGUGUCAUGAUCUAUUUUUUAUUUUAAAAAUAAGGGUGACAUUCCAGCUUUGGGUGACUGUCUAUGUUGAGCUUGCAUAUUGUCCCUGUGUCUGUGUGGGUUUCUGCUAGGUGCUCUGGUUUCCUCCCACAGUCCAAAGAAGUGCAGGUUAGGGUGGAUUGACCAUGCUAAAUCUCCCCCUGGAGUCCAAGAUGUCUAGGCUAGGUGGAUUAGCCAUGGGAAAAGCAGGGUUAUGAAGAUUGGGUAGGAGGCUGGGUCUAGGUGGGAUGUUCUUCAGAUGCUCACUGCAGCCUCAAUAGGCCAAAUGGUCUCUAUGUGUGCUGUGGUGCUUCCUUGAUUCUAAGGAAUAGUGUUUCUUUAGUGUCUUUCAUGCCCUCAGGACAUCUCACUUUAUUUGCAGCCAAUUAUGUAUUCUUAAAGUGUGGUCAUUAUGUAAGGAUUGAGACAGCCAAUUUGUUUGCAGUAAACUUUCAGUUACUUAGUUAACAUGUUGCAUCUUUCCCUCUCCACAGAUGCUGCCAGACUUAGACUUUCUCCAGCAUUCUCUCUGUUUCAGAUUUCCAGCAUCUACAUUAUUUCAUACAGUUACUUGUUUUGUUGCAAUAUUCAUUAAAGGAUAAAUGUUGCUCUGGGGACCUUAGUU
Messenger RNA from Stegostoma tigrinum, 8225 nucleotides. RefSeq names its product RAB12, member RAS oncogene family (gene rab12). Lineage: Eukaryota; Metazoa; Chordata; Chondrichthyes; Orectolobiformes; Stegostomatidae. Gene Ontology annotation, molecular function: GTP binding; GTPase activity. Bases 106 to 882 code for a protein of 258 amino acids. Gene Ontology annotation, cellular component: plasma membrane; trans-Golgi network transport vesicle; synaptic vesicle. The transcript is spliced from 6 exons. Gene Ontology annotation, biological process: protein localization to plasma membrane; cellular response to insulin stimulus; protein secretion. The record is from RefSeq and is a predicted model, not a curated record.